This is a messenger RNA of Parathielavia appendiculata, 1497 nucleotides long. RefSeq lists its product as uncharacterized. Gene Ontology annotation, cellular component: nucleus. Gene Ontology annotation, biological process: base-excision repair. The record is from RefSeq and is a predicted model, not a curated record. NCBI's taxonomy places the organism in Eukaryota, Fungi, Ascomycota, Sordariomycetes, Sordariales, Chaetomiaceae. The coding region runs from base 8 to 1186 and encodes 392 amino acids. The transcript is spliced from 4 exons. Gene Ontology annotation, molecular function: zinc ion binding; DNA-(apurinic or apyrimidinic site) endonuclease activity; damaged DNA binding.
AUCGACGAUGCCUGAAAUUGCCGAAGUUGCCCGCAUUGUGCACUACCUGCGCCAGCACUUGGUUGGGAAAACCAUCAAGAUUGCCAAGGCGGUAGAGGACGCCAAUGUGUUCGGAAAAGUUGGGACGACCGGACCAGAGGUCGCUGCGGCAUUGACCGGCAAGAAGGUUCUUGCAGCGGGAAGCCAGGGCAAAUACUUCUGGCUUGUUCUCGAACAGCCUCCCCAUCCGGUGAUGCACUUUGGGAUGACCGGCUGGAUUCACAUCAAAGGCGACCGGACAGCAUACACCAACUACUACAAGAAAAUGAAGCCCGAGGAGAUGGACGCAUGGCCACCAAAGUACUGGAAGUUCCAACUCACAACCGAAGAUCCGGCAGUCGAGGUCGCCUUCACUGAUCCCAGGCGCUUUGGUCGAGUUCGCUUAGUUGACUGUGCCGGUGACAGCAUCAGGCAGCACUCGCCACUCGUCGAAAACGGACCAGACCCAGUUGUCGACACUGAUGUCUUUACCGAGGAGUAUCUGCGCGGCAAGGUGCAUUCGCGUCACGUCCCUAUCAAGGCACUCAUUCUCGACCAGACUGUCAUCAGCGGCAUCGGCAAUUGGGUUGGCGACGAAGUUCUCUACCACGCGAAGCUGCAUCCGGAACAGUACUGUGACGACUUCAGCGACGAAGAAAUCAAAAGGCUCUACAAUUCGAUCCGUCAUGUGUGCCAGUUUGCCGUCGACAAGCUUGGGGAUUCGGACCAGUUUCCAGAGGACUGGCUGUUUCAUCACCGAUGGAGCAAGGGCCAAAAGGGGGCCGUCGGACAUCUCCCAAGCGGUGAGAAGUUGGCUUUUCUCACAGUAGGUGGACGGACAAGCUGUUACGUGCCACAGGUUCAAAAGAAGACAGGCCGCGUUGUACCUGGCGUCAAGGAGGAGCUGAUGGAAUCGGACCAGGAGGAGCCGAAGCCAAAGAAAGCGGCAAAGUCAAAGGCUGUCAAGGUCGAGGACGGUCAGCCGCAAAACACGAGAAAGAGGAAGGCCGAGGAAGAUGAGCCACCAGCGAAGAAGAGCAGGGCUGCUCCCAAGAAGCCUUCAACAAGCAAAGUAAAAGCAGUCAAGGCGGAGGGGACAGUAGCGCCAGACAGCAAAGCUGAAUCCGGGAGGCGACGUUCAGGGAGGUUGCAAGGCAAAGCUGUCUGAACCGGUACUGCCAACUUGGAUAGCUGGAGUUUGUCAACUUCUUUACUUCUAAUGGAGAAGACAUGAGAGUUUCCUCGCCUUGUACUGCUGACAUUGAUCUCAACUCAGACUUUGCCUGCAAUCCCUCACAAGAAUGAGUUGCCCUACAAACCGCCUAAGAACAUGCUGUUGAGAUCCGGCUUGCUACUUCCUGCACUUCUUAGACAAACCUCCCCUUCCAAUCACGGUUCCGAUUCGACAUUCGGCGGAAACGUCCCAAACAAAGCCAUAAGAUGCUGGACAUCAGCUGAUGUCAGUUGCUUCCCAGCGUC